Columba livia (rock pigeon) is the source of this 1381-nucleotide messenger RNA. RefSeq names its product fibrinogen-like protein 1-like protein. The record is from RefSeq and is a predicted model, not a curated record. Lineage: Eukaryota; Metazoa; Chordata; Aves; Columbiformes; Columbidae. The coding region runs from base 73 to 1149 and encodes 358 amino acids. Gene Ontology annotation, cellular component: membrane. The transcript is spliced from 4 exons.
GCUAUAAAUCUUGUGACUCAAAGCAUAUCUACAGUGACUUUCUGGACUUCCAAGUGUCCCCGUGGAGUCACCAUGGCCGCCCCAUACGCUCCUCUCCUGCUCCUCACCUGUGUGUUGGCCUUGCCUGCUCCACAUCUCACCGGGAGCAUCCCCAGCCUGUCCCUCUCCAAUCAAUCUCUCUCAAAUAACACCGUGUCUGCUCUGAGAGUGUCCGUGAGCGGUCAGCUCCGGCUGGUGAACGGCUCCAACCAGUGCUCCGGACGGGUGGAAGUUUGGUACCGCAAUCAGUGGGGGACGGUGUGUGAUGACAGCUGGGACAUGAGAGAUGCCUCUGUGGUGUGCAGGCAGCUCGGAUGUGGGGAGGCAAUAUCAGCCAAAAGCAGUGCUUAUUUUGGGCGUGGAUCUGGGCCCAUCUGGAUGGACGAUGUGAGCUGCAAUGGGGAGGAGGAACUCCUCACCCAGUGCUCGCGGCGGCCCUGGGGAGAACACAACUGCGGGCACAGCGAGGACGCGGGCGUUGUGUGCUCAGGUUUGCCCAGGGACUGCAGCGAGGUCCCUGCUGGCAGCCCCAGCGGUGAGUAUGUCAUCCAGCCCAGAGGCCUGCACCCCAUCGUGGUGUAUUGUGACAUGAGCGGGGGCUGGACGGUCAUCCAGAGGAACCGGCAGAACACCGAGAUCACCUGGGCCGAGUCCUGGACCACCUACAAGUACGGCUUUGGGAACGUGCACACCGACUACUGGCUGGGCACUGAGUACAUCCAUCAGAUCUCCAGGCAGAAGGUCUACCGGGUCAGGUUUGUCAUCUGGGAUGCCACAAACAGAACCAGGUUUGCAGACUACAACCCCUUCAGUGUGGAAGAUGAGUCCCAGGGCUACCGGCUGAGGCUGGGAGUGUACUCAGGGACAGCAGAGGACGCCAUGUCCUCAAAGAGUCCCAGUUUCGUACACGACAACAUGAAGUUCUCUACUAAAGAUCGGGAUCAGGACAUUCACAGCAGUAACUGUGCCUCCAGCUAUGCGGGCGGCUGGUGGUACUCGGCGUGUUAUUCUGUGCGGCUGAACGUCAGGGGGGGCAUAACGUGGGGCAGCCUGUGCAACGGGAACUGCAAAGGGUCUGCCAUCCUCAUCAAGCCCGUUAACUCCUGUUAGGGCUCCCUCGCUGCCCGUCUCACCGGGCCCGUGGCCAGGCCCGCCGGCCCCUUUGCCGGGGGAGCGGAGUAGCUGGCGGUGGGGCACACCCUGGGCUCACAAGAGAUUCUUCUUUCUCCUCUGCUUCCCUUGCUGGGUUCUUCCCUUUUGAGCUGUUUUUAUUUUAAUCACAUUAUAAGCAGACUAACGCAUUGCAAGCCCUGUACUUCUGAAACACACCUGCUGUGGAGAA